UUCACUCAAAAGAAAUUUAGGUAUAAGUAUUGAGCCCGUGACUCGAACAGUUAAUCGUGCGGCGACAUGUUGAGGCGACCUCCUCUGUUGUUUUGUGCUUUGUGCGCGUUGUGCGUUUUUUCAACAUCGGCUAGCGCCAAGAUUGAUCAUGAAGUAGCGGAUGCACUGAGACCGCACUUGCACAAAGAUCCAUGCAGACUUAAGCCGUCGGAAAGUCAUUGUCAUGAGGCUGUGAAAACUUUCUUGAAGAUACCUGAGCACGACCGCGGCCGAUGCAAGAGCGUGAUUGGCUAUAAUUGUAGCAGACGCAAGCACUGCACGCUCGUCUUGAAUAAUGGAUCAGGAGACCAUCAAAGAAAAUUAAGAUGGUGCAUAAAAAAAGCAGGAGUAAGGGAUGAUGGACACCAGAUCAACACCCACAAACACAAGCACCACGACCACAGUCAUCAAAAACACAAGAGUCACAAGCACAAAACCAACAAACGCCAUGACCAUACACACGAAGAACACAAACACGAGGGCCACAAACACGAGAGCCACAAACACAGGAGCCACAAACACGAAGACCACGAACACAAGGACCACACGCACAAAGACCACAAACGUAAGGAACACAAACACGAAGAUCACAAGCACGAAGAUCACAGACGCGAGGCGCACAGACACAAGGAUCGCAAACAAGAGGUCUACGAACAGGAUGACCACAAACACAAGGAUCACAAACACGAAGUUCGCAAACAGGAGGACCACAAACGAAAGGAUCACAAACACGACAACAGCAAGGAUGAGGACCACAAGGACGAGGAACUCAAGGGUAAGGACCUCAAAGACGUGGACCAUAAGGAUGACGACCACAAGAACGAGGACCACAAGGACGAGGAUCACAAGGACGAGGAUCACAAGGACGAGGACCACAAGGACGAGGAGCACAAGGACGAGGACCGCAAGGAUGAAGAUCAUAAGGACGAGAAUAACACGGUCGAAACCCCUAAAGUCGAUGAUCCCAAAAACGAGAAUUCCAAGAACGAGGAUUCCAAAGUCGAGGAUCCUAAAGUCGAGGAUCCUAAAGUCGAUGAUCCUAAAGUCGAUGAUUCUAAAAUCGAAGAUUCUAAGGACACAGACCUCAAAGAGAAGGACCCCAAAGAUAUGGACCCCAAAGAUAUGGACCCCAAAGAUAAGGACCCCAAUGAUGAGAAUUCCGCGGACGAGGAUCUCAAAAGCAAGGACCUCGAGGACAAGAGCCCUAAAGACAAAAGCCCGAAAGGUAAGACUCCUACAGAUAAGAGCCCUAAAGCCAAGAGCACUAAAAAUGAAGACACCAAAGACAAAGAACCCAAAAAUGAAGACGCCAAAGAAGAUGAUCCCAAAGACGAAGACACCAAGGACGAGGGCACAAAAGACGAGGACGCCAAAGACGAAGACACCAAGGGCGAGGACGCCAAAGAUGCGGACGCCAAAGACGCGGACGCGAAAGAGGAAGACUCCAAAGAUGAGAAUUCUAAAGAUGAGGAUUCUGAAGAUGAGGAUUCUGAAGAUAAGGAUCCCAAAGACAAGAGCCCAAAAGGAAAGAAUUCUAAAGGCAAGAGUUCCAAAAACGAGAAACUCAAGGACAAGGAGCCAAAAGACGAAGAUCCGGAAGACGAGGAUCCAAAAGACAAGAUUUCUAAAGGUAAGAAUUCCAAAGACAAAGGCUCCAAAAAUAAGAAACCCAAAGACGAAGAGCCCGAGGAUGAGGAGUCCAAGGAAGAGGAGUCCAAGGAGGAGGAGUCCAAGGAGGAGGAGUCCAAGGAGGAGGAGUCCAAAGACGAGGACCCCAAAGUCAAGAGCCUCAAAGGAAAGAACUCCAAAGACAAGGGCUCGAAUAGCAGAAAACCUAAAGAUGAGGAACCUGAAGACGAGGACCCGAAAGAAAAUGACACCAAAGACAAGGGUACCAAAGUCAAGAGCCCUACAGGCAAAAGCCUCAAAAACCAGAGCUCCAAAGACGAAAAAUCUAAAGACGAGGACACCAAAGAAAAAAGCAAAAAAGGUGGGCACUCUAAAGGUGAGAACUCCAAAAACGGGGAACCCGAAUACGAUGACCAAGGAUGAAGCAUCAAACAAGGAGCAAAUAGGUUUUGAGAAAUUUUCAAGGAUACGAGAAAAUCAUUUUACUAACAUUGACAUUUUUGGCGCAGCAUGCGCCCUCGCGCUAUUUUGGCAGCAUAAAAAAAAAUGCAAUUGACUUGAAUACAAUGCUUAAAUUAAUACCUUACUUCACAGGGUUUUCUUCAUAAUUAACAAAGGACUCAAAUGUUAACUUUGAAAUAUAAUUAUAUAUUAUUCCUCUUGCAAGGUUAUUUUUUUCUUGAUUAAAACUCAAAAAAGUUGA
This is a messenger RNA of Bemisia tabaci, 2371 nucleotides long. RefSeq lists its product as uncharacterized. The record is from RefSeq and is a predicted model, not a curated record. NCBI's taxonomy places the organism in Eukaryota, Metazoa, Arthropoda, Insecta, Hemiptera, Aleyrodidae.